UGCACUCUGGAGUGGCAUCAGGUGACGGGGCGCCGGUGACCCGGCCUGACCGAUCCCCGGCACUCCGGCCGGCCUCAACGUAAAAACGACAUCACGAUGAACUUCCCACCACCUGAAAGAUCGCGGAGUGGACAGCAGACACCCAGACAACUCCCUCGCAUGUGUAACGACUACAACCGCAGGGGAGGAUGUACCCGCGCCAAUUGCCAGGAGCUGCACUUGUGCACAUAUUUCCUUCAAAACAGAUGCACCGCCGAGCGAUGCAACAAGGCCCACGCCCUGGAGACGCCCAGAAACAUCCUGCUGCUCGAGGGUCUCGGAUGGCAGGGUUCGGACGACCUGGCUCUGGCGCUGGACAUCCUGCGCCGGCGGGCUCGAGGUCAGGCGGUCAGCGUCUGCGUCAUGUACAACGUGGGCAGUUGUUCUGUCCCUAACUGUGGACGGCUUCACAUCUGCUACCGUCGUGUAGUGAAUGCCUGUCCACUGGACGACUGCGGCCUCAGUCACGACCUGCUGGACGGCGGGCACAACGCAGAACUUCUGGCCAGUGCGGGUCUAACCGAUACCCCUGUGACGGAGCUCCUCAGGCGACUGCAAGAACAGAUGCGGCGCCGGCCGCCCCAGCCGGCGCUCUGCAGAGCAGUGAAUGGCCGACAGGGCUGCCAGAGACAUUGCCUACGACUACACUACUGCGAGGCGUUCCUGCACAGUCGCUGCAGGUUCGGAGACAGGUGCUCCAAGAGUCACAGCCUGAAGGACCGGCACAACCAGCGGGUGCUGACAUUCUUUGGCUGGACGGAGGAGCAAGUGCUGGAGGCGCUGAGGAAGGAUCGAGUGGGCAGAUCAGCUUCCCGUCCAGCCAGAGCUCGAACUCCGACAGAACGGGACGACGACGAGGAAAGGUCCGACCGACAGGACCUCUGUGAAGGAUCGCAGCAGGGCCCCAGUGCUGAGACGCGCGUCAAAAGGGUUGACAGCGCUGAGGAGGUCGCAAAUCAUGUGAACGAUUUAGUUGACUCGUCGAACAAACAACCAAAGAGACAUCACAAGCUGUGUGAACAAACAGCCCGAGUGCGCCCGAAGGCACAAGAAGAUAACGUCUCGGAGCAGCAGAAGGAGGCGGAGAGACAGCAGUGGGAGCGAAAAGAGACGGAAUGGAAGGAGAAGGAGAGAGAAUGGAAAAACAAGGAAGCCGAAUGGCAGAACAAGGAGGUAGAAUGGCAGCAGAAGGAAAACGAGUGGCAAGAAAAUGAAAGAAAGAGAGCAAGGGAGACCCAGCUAAGGGAAAAAGAAACACGUGAGAUAGAGAUACGGGCGCCAAACGAAGUUGCCGAUAUACGAAAAGAAGAACGAACGCUUCAACGCUUGCGACAGGCGUAUGAAAAAGAAAAAGAAGUCCAUUUAAAGGCAAUGACAGAAAAAGAAUCGCGAGAAAAGGAACUGAUGGUAAGUUUUGCAAAACUUGCAAUUGAUUACGAAAGAAACCAGAAGACCAUGUCUACUAUUCAGCAAAUAAACGCUGAUUAUCAACGGCAGAUCGCCAGUAUGCAGACUCUGGUAAAAGAGCUGAAGGAUAAAGAUCAAGGGCGACAGAUCAAAGCAAAAACGGAAGAGGAGGACAUGAAAAAGAAAACCGAAGAGCUGACAGAACUCCGAGAACUGGUUAGAAAGCAGAAAGGAUAUGUAGAAUGCAGCGUCUGCCUCGGCACCUUCGUUGAGCCAGUAACCCUGGAGUGUGCCCACACAUUCUGUAAGAACUGCAUAGAAAACACACCGAGACCUGCCGGAGGAAUGUACCACUUCGAUCACCUGCACCCUCUAAAUCAAAAUCAACGUCGCCAGUGUCCGCUCUGCCGCAGGGUGGCAAGCGUACAGGUCCCCAGUCUGGCUCUGAAGAACAUAUCCGGCACCUUCUCUGGCGAUCAGCAGCGAGCAACCGCAAGUGCGACCAGCGACGCCCGCACCGGAAGAACGGCAAGGAGACCACGACCUGGGGACAUUUGGUUCGCUUACGGUGCAAGUUGAAAGACGUAACUCAAGGACACUGAGGGGCAGGCAUACGGGUGUCAUAGCUGUCACCGUGUGACACUUCAAAGAUAGAUUGUGCACAAUCCUAACAGAGUUUAUGACGAGUGAUGCUCAGCACAAAGUCUCAAAGUUCAUGCUACUGCAAAUCACUUUCGGGUGUUUGACCUGAUCUUGAACCAAACAUGCAAGUUCCCAGCCUGACACCCAAAAACCGCCGGUUGCUUUGCCGAUAUCCACCAUCGGACAGGCGAGGUUGACAACGGUGCCAGGAAGUAGUGUCGACCGAAGCCCCGUCCAACGCACCAGUGACAGAGGUCCUGUCCUGAUCAACAGCUCGACCUGUCAUGUGACAGUGAGGUGCCUGACCGGCCUCCAGAACGGUGUCUGACCUAACCGACAUGUCACCACUCAUCCGACGACCACGAGAGCACGGCCGGGCUCUGGACGGAACUGUCUGAGAUCGACCUCAGGUAGCGUCGGGAGUGCUGGCAGGUGGCGUUCUGAUGUUGGCCUGGAAGGCACACUUCUAUGUCAGCGCUGCAUUUAUCCGCUGGAUUACACAGGGUUUACCACAUGCCGAGAUAUCCCUUUAACAUUAGCACGUGCAUUUGGGAAAUGGCUUCGGCCCGCCUCGGCUAAUGUUGAAGGUAUUUGGGAAACGAUUCGGCCCUAGGGCUUUUUGAUUUUCCCAGACAAAGUUUUACUGAAUAUUCUGAGCGGAAGAACCAAUUUCAAAGAAGAUAUUUACGGAUUGUGUGUUCACUAACAGCAACAGCAAAAGUAAGUGACUGCGUGUUUACAUACUUUUGCUGUCAACGUAAUUCAACUAAACAAGGUUAUCGUUCCAAUGCCAAUGUAUUUAUUGCUGCAGAACAUGGUCGGAAUAAUCAUUAUUUCUACAUAAUGCACGCAAAAAACGAACAAUUUAAAUGCGUGAAGCAUCUUAGCGUACCACAAUGAAACAUUUGAUAUUGUUCCAGCUGGGAUCCAAGACACGUUUGAUUCAGCGUUUCACCCAAUUUUUAGUUUUCCUCACGGUUUCCUCACUCCUGCUGGACUCCAUAUCUUUAUUCUAACUUCUGGCGUUUCACCAUCUUCAUCCUCAGCUUUUUCAAACCCUAAAUAAGGGGGAAGUAGGAAUUUCAUCUUUCAUACUCAACGCAGCCUAAUAAUGAAAAACACAAACAAAUAAUCACGGUGACUAAAAAUAUGAACAUAGUAUUAAUAUAAUAUUAACACAAUAUUAAGAUUAAAGUGUAAAAUAUCAAAUGAAUAUGAUAUUAACUGUUGCGCCAGUACGGCAUGUGGUAAAUCUCUUCCCAACCUUGGGCUGUGAAAAUGCAGUUUUAUUCACCUCGGUUUUUUGCUACGGACCUCGUGCCUACCGGCACUCGGUCCUCCGCACAAAAACCUCGGUGAAUAAAACGCAUUUUCCCAGCCCCGGUCGGGAAUAUAUAUUCCCAGUAGAGUGCUGUUUAGAGGUUGUGCGCAAUGUGCUGAGCUAUUAUCUAGAUUGGAAAGAUUGAACCAUAUCACAAUGAUUAAUAUGUGCCCUACAAAAUAAAUGCAAAUGUUGACUGAA
Messenger RNA from Amphibalanus amphitrite, 3610 nucleotides. Its product is annotated as E3 ubiquitin-protein ligase bre1-like. The coding region runs from base 97 to 2025 and encodes 642 amino acids. The transcript has 2 exons. The record is from RefSeq and is a predicted model, not a curated record. Gene Ontology annotation, molecular function: metal ion binding. Lineage: Eukaryota; Metazoa; Arthropoda; Thecostraca; Balanomorpha; Balanidae.